This is a messenger RNA of Scleropages formosus (Asian bonytongue), 2205 nucleotides long. RefSeq names its product selenocysteine lyase (gene scly). Bases 305 to 1648 code for a protein of 447 amino acids. Lineage: Eukaryota; Metazoa; Chordata; Actinopteri; Osteoglossiformes; Osteoglossidae. The record is from RefSeq and is a predicted model, not a curated record. The transcript is spliced from 14 exons.
GCCUGGUGUACUCGGCGCGUCACACAAAACAAAAAAAAAGGCAAUGAGAAACGACAACACAUACACUUGGGAUUGAAAGAUCGGCCCCCACUGGCAUCGCAGGCACCUCCUCGCUAACCGGGAAGUGACAGCCGCCCGCAGCCUCGCUGACACGAGGGACGGGACGCAGAUCUCCGUCCCAGACCCGGCUUCCAGUCCACAGCUCGUUAAUAAUCACUCAUCGGUCCGCUUUUACAGCCGCUACCUCGCUGACAAGCACCGUCCUACUGGCUGUAAUCGGCGAAGGGAGCACGAGCAGCUCUAGAUGAUGGCAGAAGAUGCUCAUUGCUCCUGCGGGGACCUUGCAGCCCAUGAUGGUCGGGCAAUCUCUGACUGUAAGGAUCAAGACGAAAGGAUCUACAUGGACUACAAUGCCACAACCCCUUUAGAGGCAGAGGUUAUUAAGGCGAUCACAGAAGCCCUCAGAGAAGCUUGGGGAAACCCAAGCAGCAGUUACUUGCCUGGAAGAAAGGCCAAACAAAUUAUUGACCAGUCUAGAGAGAGCAUUGCCUCAAUGGUAGGAGGGCGAGCAGAGGAUAUCAUCUUCAUGUCAGGUGGCACAGAGGCAAACAACCUGGUGUUCCAUACUGCUAUCAGGCAUUUCUGGAAGAGUUGCGGAGCAGCCAAGAUCAGCGAACUUGGGGGAGAGCAUCACAAUGGAAAGGCCAUCCUCCCUCACAUCAUCACCUCCAAUGUGGAACAUGACUCGGUCAAGUUGACUGCUGAGAGCCUGCUGAAUGAGGGCAAAGCAGACGUUACUUUUGUGGGUGCCUCCACGGUGACGGGACGCGUGGAAGUGGAGGAUGUGCUGGCCGCCAUUCGUCCAAACACCUGCCUCAUCUCGGUGAUGCUGGCCAACAACGAAACAGGGGUCCUGAUGCCAGUUAAAGAGCUAUGUGUGAGAGUUCGGGCCCUCAACGCACAACGGCCCUCUCCCAGAAUCUUACUGCACACAGAUGGGGCUCAGGCCAUCGGAAAGGUGCAGGUGAAUGCUCAAGAACUUGGAGUGGAUUAUCUCACCAUUGUGGGACACAAGUUUUAUGCCCCAAGGAUUGGUGCACUUUAUGUAAAUGGACCUGGCACCCUUACACCACUAUUGCCAAUGUUUUUUGGAGGAGGACAGGAAAGGAACUUCAGACCAGGGACUGAAAACACACCGAUGAUUGCUGGCCUUGGAAAGGCAGCAGAACUGGUGAGUUUGCAUCUCCAUGAGUAUGAGACCCACAUGGAUAGCAUUAGACAAUACCUGGAGCAGCAGCUGCAGGCUGUGUUUGGAAAAGAGAAGAUUCAUUUCAACAGUCAUUUUCCUGGUUCAGAGACUCUUCCAAAUACCUGUAAUGUGUCAAUCCUUGGUGCAGGUCUACAAGGGUGGAAGGUGCUCUCGGGCUGUCGGAAACUGCUUGCCAGCGUUGGAGCUGCAUGCCACAGUGACAGGGUUGACAGACCUUCCCAUAUCCUGCUGAGCUGUGGCAUACCCCCGGAAGUGGCUGCCAAUGCCUUGCGGCUCAGUGUGGGUCGGACGACAACCAAGAGGGACGUGGACCUGGCGGUGGAGGACCUUAGAGAGACGGUGUGUCGGCUACAGGGACAGAGCCAGUGUCCACUUUAGGCAGCAGCCCCCACCAGUAUAUCAGAAGGGUUUCAAGAGGGACAGGAAAAGUAAAAGGAAAAUAAUUCUGGAUAUUGAAAGCUCAACUGCAUUAUGCAUAUUAAUUAAUGAAUAUUUUUUUUGAGAAUGUAAUUUCUUGCACAGAAAGCAUACAUUUUGUUUCCAAUUGUAGGUGGUUACUUGUGACUCUCCAGAGGCGGAAAGUCUCAGUCCUCAAUAGCUGCUAUGACACAUUUCAGAAAGACCAAGUGAUUUGCUAAAUUACUCCACUAAAACAAUGUAGAACCAAGGGAGGUAUAACAGUAAAUCAUCUGUCACCCAAGGACUGACGUGUCCAAACCAUAAAUAUAUUUAUUUAUUGUAAGACCAAGACUUAGAUGUGAAACUAAAUAACUCUUGAAUUGUUACCUGAAAAUAUUUGUGAAUAAUACUUCAUGUUACCUGAUAAGUUUUAUCCAAAUUUGGAUGAGAUGCUGUUACAAAAUAUCUGAUUACAUUUAACAUCAUUUAUACUAAAGUGAAACUAUACCAAGGAGAAUAAAGCAAUAAUUGAAAUA